Erythranthe guttata (spotted monkey flower) is the source of this 1743-nucleotide messenger RNA. The record is from RefSeq and is a predicted model, not a curated record. Lineage: Eukaryota; Viridiplantae; Streptophyta; Magnoliopsida; Lamiales; Phrymaceae.
UUUAGGCCCAUUGAAAAUACGUCGUCGUUUAGGGGAACCGUUGCCAUUUGCUAGGGUUUUAGGUUCAAAUUUCUUCGCCCCAAAUCCCAUUCAAAUUCAACCAAAUUGCUCUUCUAACCGCCCAAGGUUGUUUCUUUCCCUAACAAACCAUCAAUUCGAAUUCAACCAAAUCGAUCAAAGGUUGUUUCUUUCGGUCGGGAGAAAAAAAAAAAAACAGCAAUGUCUAGUAAGAAUUCAGACGAAACUUUGUCCGGGAAUAGGAACCCGAGAAUAACCUGGGAAGGCUGCAGUGUUUUGCUCGACAUCAACGACGGCGAUCGAGUGCUGUUCUCUCGCCUCAACGGCGGCGCGAAAAUAAAGAUAGGGAACAAGAAUUGCUCGCUGCAGCCUUUGAUUGGAUGCCCGUUUGGGUCUUCGUUUCAGGUAGAUGUCGGAGAAGACGGACCGUUUCUCUCCCGAGUCGGUCCAGCAUCUGAAGGUUAUAAUAACCUUGGGGAGAAAAUGGAUUGCGAAGUUAUGGAGGAAUGCAGAGAUAAUCGCGCAUUAGUUGAUAAUAACACAGCCCAGACUCUCACGGGUGAAGACAUUGAUGAAAUGCGGAGAAAGGGAGUAACUGGGGAUGAAAUAGUUGAGGCCCUUAUUGCAAAUAGUGCAACAUUUGAUAAGAAAACUGCAUUUUCACAGGAAAAGUACCGGAUCAAAAAGCAGAAAAAAUAUGCACCGAGGAUACUUGUGAGACGUCCAUUUGCCCGAAGCAUAUGUGAAGCAUACUUCAAAAAACAGGGAGAGAAAAUCGGGUUUUUACGGGUGGACACACUGUCUCUUCUGUUGUCCUUUGCUAAUGUUACCUCACACUCAGAUGUACUUGUAUUGGAUAUGCUCGACGGUUUAAUUACUGGUGCUGUGGCGGAGCGUUUGGGAGGAAUGGGUUAUGUAUGUAAUACGUAUUGCGGGAUGACUCCAUAUCCUAUUAAUAUUGUCCGAAUGUUCAAUUUCAGUAACGAGACAUGCAAAAAGAUCGUGCAUGCUUCGCUUUCUGAACUACAACCUUCUUCCCGCAGUGAAAAUUCAACGUCCAUUGACCAGAUCGAAGAUGACUCUGAUAUCGGAAAAGUGCAAAAUAAAGAAAUGUCGUCUCCUUCAACUAUAGACUUGGUCAGUAAUAUCGAAAGUGGUAAAAGUAUAAAGGCUGGCGAUAAGGCACCUCUUGAUGCUAUUAAUUCCUGGAAGGAAAAUGGCUUUUCCAGUUUGAUUAUUGCUGCUCCAGACUUGGAUGCUUGGAGCAUCGCAAAAGAGCUUGUACCACUUCUAUCUUACUCGGCCCCAUUCGUCAUUUAUCACCAGUAUCUCCAGCCUCUAGCAACAUGCAUGCACAAUCUGCAGACGGAGAAAAUGGCCAUCAGCUUGCAAAUUUCGGAAUCUUGGUUGCGUGAGUAUCAGGUUCUUCCAUCAAGAACUCAUCCACAUAUGCAGAUGAGCUCAUCUGGUGGCUAUUUAUUGACUGGCAUUCGAAUAACUGCCAGCGAAAAAAGCCCCGCCUAGUUAUAUGAAUUAUCGAUUUUUUUUUUUUUUUUAAUUUUUUUUAAUUACUAUUAUUAUUUUACCUUAAUUGAGUUCUGGUGUGACUUAAACCUUGUACUUGCCUUGAUUUGUAAGAAGUGUACAGUAAAUGCGAUUUUGCUCGAGCCACGGAUUAACUUUCAAAUAGUUGAUUUAUGGAAUAAUUAUGGAAAUUUGGCAUAA